Molecule: messenger RNA, 843 nt
Organism: Cucumis melo (muskmelon)
Lineage: Eukaryota; Viridiplantae; Streptophyta; Magnoliopsida; Cucurbitales; Cucurbitaceae
Product: HMG-Y-related protein A
Exons: 2
Coding region: 105-665 (186 amino acids)
Biological process (GO): negative regulation of DNA recombination; nucleosome assembly; regulation of DNA-templated transcription
Cellular component (GO): nucleosome; nucleus; chromatin
Molecular function (GO): nucleosomal DNA binding; double-stranded DNA binding
Source: RefSeq, a predicted model, not a curated record
UCGUCUUCUUCCCACCAAACCUACAGUGCUUCUCUCUCUCUCUCUCCCUCCCUCCCUCUCUCUCUUUCUAGAAUCACAUCAUCUAAGCCAUCUCCUCUGCCACCAUGGCUACCGACGACCAACUCAACAACCCACCUCAACCACCUCCCCCUGCUCCCUCUCUCCCUCACUACCCCGAGAUGAUUAUGGCAGCAAUCGAUUCUCUAAACGACAAAAACGGAGUAAGCAAAUCGGCGAUUACAAAGCAAAUCGAGUCCACAUACGGCGAUCUACCCCCUGCUUUCACUACCCUUCUCACUCACCACUUAGACGUCAUGAAGCAAACCGGGCAACUCCUCUUCGUCAAAAACAACUACAUGAAGCCCGAUCCCAACGCCCCACCUAAGCGUGGCAGAGGGCGUCCACCCAAGCCCAAAGUCCCUCUCCCACCAGGCACCGUCGUCUCUCCCCCACGCCCACGUGGCCGUCCUCCUAAACCCAAAGAUCCAUUCGCUCCCAUUUCACAACCCAAGAAGAAAACUACCUCGGGAAGUGGAAGGCCACGUGGCCGCCCUCCGAAAUACCCCAAACCGGCCCCCACCUCUGCUCCUCCCGUCGCCGGUCCUCCCAGAGGCAGAGGACGGCCACCGAAGGUAAAGCCAGCCGUGGCCCCUGUUGGUUGUUGAACGGAACGAAACUAAAAACAGAGGAUGAGAGAGAGAGAAAUAGAAAUUAGAGAGAGAGAGAGAAAGAAGAUGAUAAUUGUUUAGGUUGUGUUUAGCUGCUGAGAGCUCUCCGGGAAUUGCUCUGUUUUUCAUUUUUUUUCCCCUUCUUUCUUCUAAUUUUAAAAAAAUUUUAAUUUUA